Molecule: messenger RNA, 1386 nt
Organism: Helicoverpa armigera (cotton bollworm)
Lineage: Eukaryota; Metazoa; Arthropoda; Insecta; Lepidoptera; Noctuidae
Exons: 11
Coding region: 150-1349 (399 amino acids)
Source: RefSeq, a predicted model, not a curated record
CAAGAAAGUUAGCUGUCAAAAUUUACUAAGCGUGACGUUUUACCCAUUUGUGCUUUUCAAAAAUUGUUAGCCAAUUUUCUGGUGACAAAUUAGUAAAGUUUUAGGGUACAAAUAUCGUAUGGAUGCUUGAACUAUCGUUAUCGUAAAGGAUGACGGAUCAAGAAAAUAAAAAUGCGCAAGGCGCCGGCGGCGGGUCUCCGGUGGUGAUGGUCGAACAAUCGACUGCGAGUAGGCACAAGCCCUACCGCCCCACUGACUUGCAGGAAGAGGGCCAAACAGAACUGCAUCACAAACGCUCGCGUGCACCCGCCGUACCAUCAGUUGCUGAAGAGUUGAAAGAUUCAGCUGACAAUACUGACAUCAAAGAGCUAAAGGACGACAGCGUGAUGACUACCGAGAAACAAAAGCAUAUAGUCGCCAAGAAAUUAUCGUUGACCACGAAGAGGCGAGGUUCGUCACCUGAAGCAAUAUCAAUGACGCCUUUGGAUGUGGAAGUGCAGAGAGCUGAAAUAGUCACAGUGCCGUCACAGCCAAUACCGCCAUCACCAACACAAGAGAGCACGGACGCGUCCCUUGUCGCAGAAUCAGAGAAAAAGACGGCGGCAGUCAAGGACGACGAGGACAGCAUAACAGAAGAAAUUGCCGAGUUGCGGACAGCCGAUCCGACCCAAAAAGCUUCCGAAUGGGAUAAUGAAAAGCGUAUUCAGAGAUAUGUACCCGAAUAUCAAGACACUGAAGAGACUGUACCUCUGCAAAGGAAAUUAGCAAAUGAAAUAAUUAUCAAAAUUGAUAACGAAACAGAAAAUAGGAAGGAAGCUUCGGUAUUUGGAGAUAAUGCGGAAACUGUCCCAUUACAGCGAAAGGCGGGUUCUGGUGCCUUACAUGAGACUAUAACCAGUUCACGAGAGUUAAAGAAAAAGGAAAUCUCGUGGAACGCUGACACAUAUAUAGACAAAGUGCAUCUACAGAAUUUGAAUGCUCGAAGCACAUCUUGGAUGUUAGAAAGGAAAGCCUCCGUGGGGCCUUGCUACAGAAAAACUUUACCGUUCGGAGAACCCUCUGGUAUAAUGAUAUGUUUACCCAAGAAAUCUGUGAAAACUGACACUGAAAUUAUAAAUCCGCUAAAAUCGGGGAUUUCCUUAACUAUUUCAAGGAAAUGCUUAGAAGGCAGUACAAAAUCGUCAACCGAUAAUAAAGCGAAAAUCGUGCCACUCGGCCUGCACUUGCCGAGGCAAGAGAAAAAAGUCGAAUUAAAAAUUGAGGAGGAAAAUUACGCAAACUUCUUAGAAAACGUGAAGGGGAAGAUAAACAAUUUUCGCGGGAAAAUAAAACAUGUUUUACACAUGUAGUUUUCGAAUAAAUUUAUGUUUUUAAAUGUUUUUUUUU